Messenger RNA from Phyllostomus discolor (pale spear-nosed bat), 1384 nucleotides. Its product is annotated as olfactory receptor 2A25-like. The record is from RefSeq and is a predicted model, not a curated record. The coding region runs from base 1 to 933 and encodes 310 amino acids. Gene Ontology annotation, molecular function: G protein-coupled receptor activity; olfactory receptor activity. Gene Ontology annotation, cellular component: membrane. Lineage: Eukaryota; Metazoa; Chordata; Mammalia; Chiroptera; Phyllostomidae. Gene Ontology annotation, biological process: G protein-coupled receptor signaling pathway. The transcript has a single exon.
AUGGGGGUCAACCAGACUUCUGUCACUGAGUUCCUCCUGGUGGGAUUACCGCUCAGCCCAAGGAUGAAGGUCAUCCUGUUUGGGCUCUUCUCCCUGUUGUUUGCCUUCACCCUGCUGGGCAAUGGGGUCAUCCUGGGGCUCAUCUCACUGGACUCCAAACUGCACACCCCCAUGUACUUCUUCCUCUCCCAGCUGGCCACUGUUGAUAUAGCCUAUGCCUGCAACACAGUGCCCCAGAUGCUGGUCAACCUCCUGAGCCCAGCCCAGCCCAUCUCCUUUGCUGGCUGCAUGACACAGACCUUUCUCUUUUUGAUUUUUGCUCACACUGAAUGUCUUCUCCUGAUGGUGAUGUCCUAUGAUCGGUACGUGGCCAUCUGCCUGCCUCUUCGGUAUUCUACCAUCAUGAGCUGGAGAGUCUGCAUUACCCUGGCAAUGGCUUCCUGGACUUUAGGGUUCCUCCUGUCCCUAGUAGAUAUGUUAGUACUCUUACCAUUGCCCUUCUGUGGUCCCCAUAAAGUGAGUCACUUUUUCUGUGAAAUUAUAGCCAUUCUCAAACUUGCCUGUGCAGAUACGCACUUGACCAAACUUGUGGUUUUGGCUGUGGCAACGUUGGUGCUGGUGGGACCAUUCUCUGCAAUUGUGGUCUCCUAUGGUCACAUUGUGUGGGCAGCCCUGAAGAUCCAGUCAGCAGAGGGGCGCCGGAAAGCUUUCUCCACCUGCUCCUCCCACCUCUGUGUGGUGGGGCUCUUUUAUGGCACAGCCAUUAUCAUAUAUGUUAGACCCCAACAUGGGGACCCCGAGGAGCAAAAGAAAUACCUCCCCCUGUUUCACAGCCUUUUCAAUCCUAUGCUGAAUCCCCUGAUCUACAGUCUGAGGAAUAGAGAAGUCAAGGCUGCUCUGAGAAGGAGGCUGGACAAGGAGAGACCUUCGUGAGAGCCUCACUGAGAAAAAGUAACUGAGCUUAUGGGGACCUGAGAAGUCACAUCACCCAAUAUGUACACAGAUUACAGAGACGUGCUCUAGGCCUAGGGCAUCCUUUGCAUAUUGUCGAACUGCUUCUGUUACUACCUGCAGAGAAAGCCCAUUCUGGUGCAUUCCCCCGAGGAUGCUGCACAAGAAAAUGAGCCCUUCUUCUAGCUCUCUGUGUGGUGUGCUCACUUGUAACAUGGUCAUGAGGGAUAAUGUGAAUAGAGGAAGUCAAUUUAUAUAUUCCAUAAUCAGGACUUGUAGACAAAAUUUUAUUUUAGAAAACAAGGUAUUGGCAGAUUAUUUAAAAUAUAGAAAUUGAGACUGAUUACAUAGCAAUUAUUUGAAAUACUUUAAAUUUAACAACUGUCAUCUUCAAAGAAUGGGUCUGCAUUUAAAAUACUUGGUCAUUUUCCUG